AUGAACAGUCUUCCUCGUGGUGUGCAUUUUAUUAUAAACAACGAAAAAUUUGACCAGCCUUUGAAGUUGUCUGAACGUAAUGGAACAAAUUUUGAUGCAGAAGGUCUUCACAAGCUGUUUAAUGCUUUGGAAUUUGAAUCGCAAAUUUACGACAAUGUAACCGUUGAGCAAAUGAAAAAUCUAUGCGAUCAUUACGCAAAAACGUUUAAAGACAAUUAUGAUUGUAUCAUUUGUGCAAUUUUAACCCAUGGAAAAGAAGGAAAACUUUAUGGUGUCGAUGGUACAGUAAAAAUAAAAGAGUUAACAGAAAAAUUUCAGGUGGAAAAACUCAAAGGGAAGCCGAAAUUGUUCUUUUUUCAAGCAUGUCAGGGUAAAUGUGAGAAGUACAUGGAAAGCUGUGAUGGAAUAGACGGAAAAAGUCGAAGUCAAACGGAAAGUGGCAAAAAUUUAGCAUUCCACUCACAAGAAUUUAGCAUUCCAAUUGAAGCUGAUUUUAUGUACGCAUAUUCAACUGUCCCAGGUUACUUAUCUUGGAGAAGUUCUGACCGUGGAUCAUGGUUCAUACAAUCUAUUAUAGAAGUUUUCAGUGAGCACGCUACUUCUAUGGACCUGCUGCGCAUGAUGACUAGAGUAAAUGCUGACGUUGCAAAAUUAGCUUCGAAGACGGAAGACAUAGAGUCAGACAAGAAGAAGCAGAUUCCAUCUAUAGUGUCUCAACUGCGAAAAGAUUUUAUUUCUUUCCACAAGAUCAGCAGCAGAAAUAAUUGUUGCCAAUCCAUUAUUUUUUCAUAUAAGUAAUCUAUGCCUUUGUUGGGAAUAAGUUAUGUUAUUUGAAUGUCCUACUGACAGAAAGACAAAUUCUCCUUAGUUGUUAUAAUUUCGUUAACCAAUAGGCUUAGAAAAAUUUUGAUUGAUGUUUUGUUGUAAAGGGGUUGAAGAGGGAGUCUGAGUGAGUGAGCAAUAUAUGUAUGAGAUAAACAUUGCAUGAGAAUAAAAUUUCGUUAUUCAAA
This is a messenger RNA of Xenia sp. Carnegie-2017, 1010 nucleotides long. RefSeq names its product caspase-7-like. Lineage: Eukaryota; Metazoa; Cnidaria; Anthozoa; Malacalcyonacea; Xeniidae. The record is from RefSeq and is a predicted model, not a curated record. Gene Ontology annotation, cellular component: cytoplasm. Gene Ontology annotation, biological process: proteolysis; apoptotic process.